AGGGGGCGGUAAAGCCUCUCUAUUUGGUCUGCUGACUCUGCUAAUGCGGUAGAAGAAGAAUACGAACCGAUGAAGACAUGAUGGGGUCUGUUACAGAUGAUGAAGUCAUUCGAAAGCGUCUUCUUAUCGACGGCGAUGGAGCAGGGGAUGAUCGGAGAAUCAAUUUGUUGUUGAAAACCUUCACCAAGUGGUGCAAUUCACCUGGAAGCCCAGAAGAAAGCUUCGCACAGUACCAGAGGAUGCUUGGGACUCUUACCCAAUGUGAAUUCUCCCUGGGGAAGACUCUGAUGGUCUAUGAUAUGAAUCUGAAGGAAAUGGAGAAUUAUGGCAAAAUCUACUCUAAUAUAGAACAAAAUAUAACGUCAGCACAUGAGAAGAUUGUGGAAUGCAAAAAGGAAAUCCUGAGAGCAAAGAGAGUAAGAAAGAACCGCCAAGAAUACGAUGCGCUUGCAAAGGUUAUUCAGAAUCACCCAAAUCGUCACGAAACACUCAAGCAAUUGGAGGCACUUGACAAAGAACUCCAACAGUUGUCUAACAUCAAGGAGAAUGUGGAUGCAAAGUUGGAACUACGGAAGAAGCAGUUCCACGUGCUACUCAGUACCAUUCAGGAGCUACAGCAGACACUUGAAAAUGAUGAGAAACUAGACAUUGACGAAAACAAUCAGCCAAGUCCCUCAGAGGCUGUCGAAUGAGGACACCGUUCUUUCAUUUUGAAUCAAAUGAACCAAUUUUAUAUGCUGAAUUUUCUGCAUUUUUGAAUAAAUGUGAAAACUACA
Syngnathus acus (greater pipefish) is the source of this 776-nucleotide messenger RNA. It is a transcript of the gene thoc7, whose product is annotated as THO complex 7. Gene Ontology annotation, cellular component: THO complex part of transcription export complex. Gene Ontology annotation, biological process: mRNA export from nucleus; mRNA processing. Lineage: Eukaryota; Metazoa; Chordata; Actinopteri; Syngnathiformes; Syngnathidae. The coding region runs from base 78 to 692 and encodes 204 amino acids. The record is from RefSeq and is a predicted model, not a curated record. The transcript is spliced from 8 exons.